AAAAAAAGAAGAUUAAUGUUGUCGAAAGUAGGUAAACAACGUAGAACGAGGGGUAAUGUUGAUACCACGGAUAUUCUGAUGGGUGACAUCACUGGGAAGAAAUUCGAAGAUAGGGCUUUCGAUGAAUUUGAUAACGAUAAUGAAUUCCAUAAAAUUCAAGAUAUUCCUUCAAUUUCUCCAAAAGAUCAACAAGAUUUAAUAGAGUUACGUGGUGUAUUUUCCAGAGAAAUUGAAACUUUACGUGAUGAAUUUAAAGAAACUACUAUAAAGUUAAGAGAAGUUGAAAAUCAUUUAGGCAUUACUAAAGAUGAAGUUAUACAACGGCGUCAAGAGGUUCUACAAACUCAAAUGGACUUGGAGCAGAUAACUCAACAUUUAGAUAUGUUAAAGCAAGAAUCAGAAGUCCUAAAAAUUUGGCAUGUCGAUUCUCAAGCUGAAAACGAGGGUUUACGUAUUAUGAAAGAAAUAUCAACUGCAUGGAAAGAGGGUCUUGAAGGGCGAAAUCAAUUACUAAAUUUUGAUGAAAUUCUCAAAGGUAUAUUACCAGAAGAUAAAACUGUUCAAGAUUUAUUAAAUGAACGGCGUCCCGACUUAUGGAGUAUAUUUAAUCCAUUGAUUGAUCCGGAAAAGCAAAAACUUAAACAUGCAAACAAAAGUAAAAUUCAAGCAAAAUCCGCCUUUAAAGCUCAUUCAUUGACAAGAUUUUCUCAUAGAAUAAAUAGAACUUCGUCUAAAAUUGUAUUUCAUUCUUAA
This is a messenger RNA of Dimorphilus gyrociliatus, 753 nucleotides long. The record is from the annotation of a GenBank genome assembly. Lineage: Eukaryota; Metazoa; Annelida; Polychaeta; Dinophilidae.